AUGGCUUGCGCAGCUGAGCUGAAGCGUUUGCUUGUCGCUUACUGCGAAAAUCAUCCGAAAGCUGUUGAAGUGCUAAACGAGAAAAUGGAUGCUGUGCGUAAUGUACUUGUGGCUAAAGGAAAAGAUAUGCCCAGUCUCAUUGCUGGACUCAGUGAACCUUUCCGACAUUUGGACAAAUAUCCUGCUGUUUUACAGGAGUUAGAGAGGAGUAUGCCUGAGGGACAUGUCGACCGUGGUGAUGUACAACGCUCUUGUGCUGUUUUUAAAGAAAUGAAGUUACUGUGUGAAGCUGUCCGUAAGCAGAAAGAGCUACAACUAGAACUUUUGUACACUGGCCAAGUCGAAGGGUGGGCUUCAUUUGAGCAGCGGGGCCGCAUUCUUUACGUUGCUGUAGCACCCGUGGUCUACGAUGGAGCUUGCGAUGAUAGGUGA
Molecule: messenger RNA, 432 nt
Organism: Strongylus vulgaris
Lineage: Eukaryota; Metazoa; Nematoda; Chromadorea; Rhabditida; Strongylidae
Source: the annotation of a GenBank genome assembly